Molecule: messenger RNA, 10458 nt
Organism: Hemicordylus capensis (graceful crag lizard)
Lineage: Eukaryota; Metazoa; Chordata; Lepidosauria; Squamata; Cordylidae
Gene: SLC4A11
Product: solute carrier family 4 member 11
Exons: 20
Coding region: 495-3005 (836 amino acids)
Biological process (GO): monoatomic anion transport; transmembrane transport; monoatomic ion homeostasis
Cellular component (GO): plasma membrane; basolateral plasma membrane
Molecular function (GO): solute:inorganic anion antiporter activity
Source: RefSeq, a predicted model, not a curated record
GGCAUUUUAAUGGCUUGCUAUUGUGAAGCUUGCUAUUACCCUAGUAGAAGAAGAAGAAGAAGAAAUGUGUGGGGAAGGGGAAGCCCCCAAGAUUAGCUUCAGUCUGUGUUAGCAACCCUAUGCGUGUGAUAUAAUUUCUGCUAAACUCCUGGAAGCUUCCAGAAGCAACCCGUCACAGCUGGAAACAUGCUUCCCUUCGCAAUCUUCUGCAGUUAUCUGAAUGCUAACUAUUGCAAGCUAUCUGCUGUCCCUUCAAGAGCUCAAUCUGAGCGUGUCCGUUUCCUGAGUGAGUUUGGCCCCAGACCACAGGACUACUCUGUGAAGGAGGAGGAGUCCCAGAGAGAGCAAUGCACACACCCUUGUUGAUGAUAAUAACACCUUAAAGUGGGACUCUGAGGCCCUCAGACAAUGUUGGACUACAACUCCCAUCAUCCCCAACACAUCUGGGGAUCCAAGUUGGAGAACCCCUUUCUUAAGAAAGCCCACCGGCAGCGAUGUCCAGAAAUGGGUACUUCUUUGAAGAAACAGGUUACCUUAAAUGUGAUACGGACGAUGGCUGCGAGAACAAAGAAGAAGUGGGAGGAGAAGAACUCUUUGACACUGUCAAUUCCUCAAUCGUAUCUGGGGACAGCAUCAGGUUCUUUGUGAAUGUCAACUUGGACGUACAACAGAAUGUAACAGCAGAAAGCGAAAGCGCUGGGUGCGUUUUAUUACACACAUCGAGAAAAUAUCUAAAAUUAAAGAACUUUGAGGAGGAAGUCAGAGCACACCGUGACCUUGAUGGGUUCCUAGCCAGAGCCAGCAUCAUCCUGGAUGAGACGGCAACCUCUCUGGACGACGUCUUGCGGGAGAUGUUGAAACACUUCGCAGAAGACUCCGACAAUGCGGAGCCAAGCUGCAACUUCGACAAAAUCAUGAGCACUUUAUUCACCGAUUCAGGGGCUCCCAGAGAAGGGAAUGUUCACCUCUUGUCGGAUACAAUUCAGGGAGUCACAGCGACAGUCACAGGGGUACAGUAUCAGCAGUCCUGGCUUUGUAUCAUUUGCACUAUCAAAUCCCUUCAGCGCCGCCACGUUUGCAUCAGCCGGCUUGAAAGGCCCCAGAACUGGGGGGAGAACUCCUGCGAAGUGAGAUUCGUCAUCUUGGUGCUCGCUCCUCCGAAAAUGAAAAGUACUAAAACUGCCACAGAAGUGGGCCGAACGUUUGCCACGAUGUUUUCAGACAUCACCUUUCGACAGAAGCUUCUAGAAACAAAAACGGAAGAAGAGUUCAAGGAAGCUUUGGUUCACCAGCGCCACCUAUUGACUGUAGUGAACCAGAGGCCCUCUGCAGUGUCAGAUGGCCACAGAACACACAAUCACAAGCCCCUCAAGCUUCACGAGUUCUUCAAUAUUGGCAAAGGAAUUUUUGAUGACAUUGCACGGAGGUUCCCGGUGUACGCGCUGGACUUCACCGACGGCAUUAUUGGCAACAACAAAGCCAUUGGCAAAUACAUCACCACCAUGAUCUUUCUGUACUUCGCUUGCCUUCUGCCAUCCAUUGCUUUCGGCUCCCUAAAUGACGAAAACACAGGCGGUGUUAUUGAUGUGCAGAAGACCAUUGUUGGCCAGUGCAUCGGUGGGCUCCUCUAUGCUCUGUUCUCAGGCCAGCCACUGGUCGUAUUGCUCACCACCGCUCCUUUAGCCCUGUACAUCAAUGUGAUCCGUGGGAUCUGCGAUGACUACAACUUGGAAUUCAGCGCGUUCUAUGCUUGGGUUGGGCUCUGGAACAGUUUCUUCCUUGUGCUGUAUGCCCUCUUCAAUUUCAGUCUGGUCAUGAAGCUCUUUAAAAGGUCGACGGAAGAAAUAAUAGCUCUUUUUAUAUCCAUCACAUUUGUGCUUGAUGCUAUUAAAGGCAUAAUGAAAGUUUUUGGAAAUUACUACCAUGUCUCAACAAAGACACCCAGCAUCUCCAUUGAUAAUGCCACCCUCUUGUUGAAUAUGUCAGUGGAUCGUUCUGCUUUGGGGAAUCAGACGGCUGGCCACUCUGCUGCCACCCCAUACGGGCGUGAGACCGCCGUCCUUAGCCUCAUGUUGAUGUUGGGGACCCUGUGGCUUGGUCACACGUUGUACCAGUUUAAGAAAAGCCCCUAUCUGCACUCCAGAGUCCGUGAAAUCCUGUCUGACUGUGCCUUGCCCAUUUCUGUCCUAACUUUCUCCAUCGUGGGAUCCUAUUUCUUCAAGGAAAUAGAAAUGUCCAAAUUCAACUACAACCAAUCAGAGAACUUGUUCGAGUUGGCUCACAUCCGGGAUCUCUCCAUUGCCUCUGUGAUGAGUGCGAUGGGCUUGGGCUUCCUGCUCUCCAUGCUUUUUUUCAUCGAGCAGAAUAUAGUGGCUUCACUCACCAAUGCCCCAGAGAACAGGUUAGUGAAGGGAACUGCUUAUCACUGGGACCUCCUCCUUGUGGCUCUGAUUAACAUAGGGCUUUCCAUCUUUGGGCUACCGUGGAUCCAUGCUGCGUUCCCUCACUCCCCGAUGCACGUCCGAGCUCUGGCCUAUGUGGAGGAGAGGGUCGAGAAUGGGCACAUCUAUGAGACGAUCGUGAGUGUGAAGGAGACGCGGCUGACGACUUUGGUGGCCAACUUCUUGGUGGGCCUCUCGCUCUUGCUCCUGCCUUUCCCGCUGCAGCUGAUCCCAAAGCCGGUCCUCUACGGGCUCUUCCUGUACAUCGCCCUGACCUCCAUCGAUGGGAACCAGCUUUUUGAGAGGGUGGCCCUCCUGUUGAAAGAGCAGACAGCCUACCCUCCAACGCAUUACAUCCGCCGGGUGCCUCAGAGGAAGAUCCAUUACUUCACAGGCCUGCAGGUCCUUCAGCUCGUCAUUCUGUGUGGGUUUGGAAUGUCUCCUCUGCCCUACAUGAAAAUGAUUUUUCCCCUCAUCAUGAUUGGAAUGAUCCCCAUCAGGUAUAACUUGCUCCCCAAAAUCAUUGAAGCGAAAUACUUGGAUGCGAUGGAUGCUGAGCACUAGGGAGGAGCAGACCUUGGGCCUUAGAACAGUCCGCAGCUUUUCUGAACAGAAAGGAAGCUGUUUUCUGGUGGAGUCGCUUGUUGGAAGUUGGUUUGUUUUUUAAACCUCAGUGACUUUGGUCUUGCUGAAUCACGACCCCAAGGCAUGUUGCCAGAGACCAAGCACCCAAGUGUUGGGAAUCGGGGGGAGGGGAACCAGUGACCUUCCAAGCUCAGAGGCAAGCAAGCUUUAUGGAAGUCCCCAGACCGGAUGUUUGGAAUUGCCACGUGCUUCGUUGUUUUCGGGGAAGGGAUUCCCUUUUUAUAUAUAUAUACAUGUUUGACCCCUUUCCCCAGAAUUCUGUUCCUCUGCAAUUGGGGACCGCAAUCACUCUUCCGAUUUUGCUGAAUUCCAUUGCGAUUUGGAGCCUUACUGCAGCUUCCCAGCUUCUUCAUAUAAAACACAUUAAGCCAACCCUACUCCAACUGGACAGGCCCCACUUAACUUGCUGGUGUUGGGGGCAGAUGAGGAAGUUCCUUUAGUGGAGCUGCAGCCGUCGAUGCCAAAAGAGCAAAGGGAUUUUGUACCAAUUUCGCUCGAGCCUGUCAGGUCUGUGUUGUGUUCUGUCACGUUCAAAUCCGAAUUCACGCACACAGUGAUUCAGAGCAAACUCUUAUCAACGUUGCCCAAAGACAACUGGGAACAAUCCAAGCCAACACUGGGAUUUUUUUUCCUUUUUCUUUUUUGCAGGUGGUCAGAACAUGGAACAGUAGAUUUUUGCACGAUGGCAACACUUUUGAAUCCUCCUUCUAUUUCAGUGUGUGUACAUAUAUACAUAACCAAUCUAGAUUUGUGUAUAUAUUUUGCAUAUACAUACCCUAGCUCUGGAUGCCUGCUCUUUCAAGAGACUUGAAAGAGGGGUUUUGUGCAAUCAGUGUUAACUUGUGCUGUACCUUCCCCAUUGAUUUCAUCCUUUUUUCUUCCAUGCUGCUUACUCCCUUUUUCUUUUCUUUCAUAAAACUUCCUGCUAUAUUCAGUCACCCUUCUGUUUGAUUCUAGCCCUUGAACUCCAUCUCUUCUGAUUGCUCUUGGUAUUUACUUUUUAAUGUACAGUACAAAGUGAACAUUGGGGUUUUGUGGUUUGGGGCAUUGUUUCUGGCCUAGGCUGCAUUUCUGUUGUUUUUGUCUCUGCACGGUUUCCAGUUUUGUAGCUAACCUCCCUGUUUCUCCCCACAAGCAUUACAUUAUAUUUCUGGAAGAAUUCUAAUGCUCCUGAUGUCUGUUUUAUAUACUGUGGCUCCUGAUUACCAUUUGUGUGUGUUUUGUAUUCUGGCUGGCCUGCCUGCCCGCCCCCCCGCCCGCCCCAAGAUUUUUGAAGUGCUGUGAGAAAUUCCACCUGGUUUUGAGAUUGGUGUCAAUCUCCCCACCCCACCCCACCCAGUGUUCCUCUGUUGUGCAAGACAUUGAAAGCAAUUUGCAAGAAAGAGAAGGAAAGCCCUGGAGAGAUCUCAGGGCGUGAGAUAUAAAAAAGAACAUGAUUGUGUCAGGAGCAGAGCAAAGAAGGCUGUGCUCAGUCAUCUGUUGACAUCUGUAGAUAGUUUGUUUGUUCAAAGAGAGGAACGUUCAAGCUGGUGAUAAGGUAGAAUUGUUUCUGAACUGUUCCACUUAGGACAGCAAGUGAGGAGGGAAUAGCGUGAUUUAAUGCUCCCCCUUCCUUUUUAAAAUUAUUGCCUGAAUGUAAAACCUUAGAUGUCAGGGGAAAGGAUUCUAAACUAGUUGUCUGCCUGAAAUGCUAAUCCUGGGUAAUGUUCCCCCUGCAGCCCGUGGGGCCGUAUUUAAAAAUGUGACACACACAACACUGGCACCCACCUGCAGUCUCAAGGAGUACAGGAAUAGUUGUACCGCACCAUAUCUUAAAUAGACUAGGCUUCUGUUCACCUUCGGAAACAAAUUCUCCUUAACUUCCAUCUGCUUCCUAAGUCCCAAGUUCCAUUCCCUUUAGUAAUGCUGCUAGGCCAAGAGAUGCUGUUGGAAAGUGAUCGCCCUUAAAUGGCAAUGAAUGAGCACAGUCCAAAGAAAAGGGUAGCACCUGCAGGUUGAACGGAGACAACUUUGAUGGGUAGACUGUCUUCAGAACAAUACAGGCAGCCUUCAGGACAGAGCAAAAAGGUAUGCACCUUUGAACAGUAUUGGUCAGGGCUUUUCAACCAGAUAUGGUUGGACUACAACUCCCAUCAUCCCCAGCCUCAAUGGCUGCUAUUGUGGCUAGGGAUUAUGGAGUUGUAAUCCAAUUUCUAGGGACCCAAGGUUGGGAAGCCCUGGUGGUGGUGGUGGUGGUCAGGGUGGCUUCUCACGUUGUGUUCCAAAGCUUUGGAGUGACUUGCAUGAGUGUGCUCUUUUGCCUGAAUGCCCAGGCUGGCAGCUUGCCUUGAAGGAGUAAUGCUCACAGCCAGUAGCCUUGAGAGCAGCAGAGACACCUCCGGGUCUGCCUGGAAGCUGAUCACUCUUGCAUGCAAGACAUCUUCUGCACAUAUCUUGUGUCCAGACAUGGGAGCAACCCUAAGGAAGACCUUAAGGUUUCUUUACAGCAAGGCUUUCCUCUGGGCUUGAGCCUCACUCCUUGAAUUGCUGUGCCUGGGGGUGGAUUUUCAAGUCCGAUAUCCAGGUUAGGGAAAUGCCCAGCUAGGUAGGAGAGCCGUCCUUGCUUCCCAGUUGGUCUUGUGAACUCCACAACCAUGUGGGAGCUGAGAGUGAGUUGACAUGACCACUUCACACAGCUUUCUGACCUUGGCUGGGCACUCCUCCGUCCCUGAUAUCGGUCAUGAGAACAAGGCUACUGUACACUUUGCAGGUAGUGCAAGCACUUUUCUGCCUCAUUUCUGACCUUACUGUCGGUGCUAUUAGGGCCUGUGAUGUUGGCAUUCCCACUCUUGAGAAAUAUCAGAAUCUUGUGUAUUGGAGGGAUACAGCGUGGUCAGUGAUUUCUGACUGUGCAGGAAGCCAACAGAAGCUACACAUGUAAUAACUGGUGUUUUAUUUUUAAAAUGGCAACAAGCAAGCAAGUGGGUCUACACGUUGCAGAAAACUCCAUGCUGCCCCCCAAAAUGGCAGCCAUGUUCUGACUUCUCCCCUUACGCAAUCUGUAGUAAAAACUAGCCCAUGUCUUGGAGUAUUUGCUGUGUUUUUUCCUGCACCCACCAGCAGCAGCCGGUUAUAUGGAGUGGAGAAACAGACAGCAUGACGAUACCAAGACAAGGGGUAAAUUCUACAACACAUUACAGAGGAGAAGAAGAAUUUGGUGCAAGGCUGCCAUUUUUAAUCGGCAGCCUCGGGUUUAUCGUAGCAUGUAGAUUUAUCCAAAUAUACUUCUCUGCAUAAGCUAGGGGCCGAACCUAACAGGGGAGUGGAUUUGCUGGACCCUGCUAAUGUAGAUCUCAAGGGAGCCCAGUUUGUUUGUAAACGACGCUCAAAUCUUUUCCGUUCUAGAGGGAAGACAAAAAUUAACUCUGCAACCCAGAGAUUGGUUGGCGGUGUGUUUCGCUGCAGAGGAUGGAGGCGUGUGCUGUAUUGCGCAUGCCUCUAUUCUCUGAACCAAUACAUACACCUUUGGGUCGUCUUACCUUAUCAGCAAUGGCAGGUUUAUUUUCCUGUGCAAAGUUUAAUGUAGAUACUUCAGCCACACAUGUAAAUGGGAAAUGACCCUCAUUUGGAAAUAGCCGCAUCCCAGGUGUUCUCGUGUGAAUUGUUUGGCUUGGGGGGCAGGCUCUGUGCAGCCUGUUUGCGCCUUUUUUCCAGGGUCCUCCAGAAGGAUCCUGCGCUCUAUGUAUGUGCAGUCCAUGAAGGUUGCCAGUUCUUUAGCUGAGUGUAGCAUAGAUGCUGAGUAAGUCACAGCAGAUGGGAGCUUGGGCGUCUCCUUGAAAAGGAUCUCCUCUUCCCCAGGGCCAGUCCUGCUUUUACGAUUUAGUUGCACAGCACUCUUUCACUGCCCCCUAGUUGCAUCCCUUGAGUGUGCUCUCCAUUCAGUGUGUCACCCGAAGCACCGGCUCUGUGCAGCUCAGCGCACCAGUCAAGAGGCCAGUCACCUUACACACCCAAGCGUUUGGUUUUGUACUUGAAUAAAGGGGUAGCAGAGGAGAAGUCAGGCUUCCUCAAAACAUGUCUUGGAUCAGAAGGAAACAAGACGGGUGUUUCCCUCCCCGCCCCCCCCCCGCCCCCCUGCUUCCUCCUUUCCUGCUGCACAUGCCUUUUUCUUCUUUUAAAAAAAUAUUUUGUUUCUGCUGAGCUCAGCUUGGUUUUCCAGGAAACAGACUAGCUAAGGAAGCGUGUAUGUCAUAGACAGAAUAAACUCUGCACUUUAAUACCACUGUGAAGGUUAAGACAGUUGGAAUGUAAAUACCAAAUGCUUUUAUUAUAAGCUCUGUAGGUAGGGGUGUUUUCUUUGUUUUGUGUUUUUGUUUGCUUGAUUCUUGCCAAAGAAAUGGAUGCGAGAGAGACGAGGGUAUCUCUGCUGUGUUCUCCUUGCCAGUAAAUAAAUGCCUUUGAGAUUAUAGGAUUCUCAUAAUCCACCUCCACUAAUAUAAACAGAGUUUGCCAAAACAGGAGCAUUUUUCUGAGGCCUAUCUUCCUUGUUGAUUUCAACACAGUAAACUUGCAGAUUGGUGAUUUUUCCCUGUAGCCUCCAUGCAGUGGAUGAACAGUCCUUCCAAACACACCCCACAAGGUCUCAGAUUUACCAACCCCUGCUUGAUCAGAAGCUAAGUCUGGAGAGAGAUUGUGGGUUGGUUUUUCCCCCGGAAAGCAGACUGCCACCUCCACAGUAAUGUAACCAUCACAGUUUUUCUGUAUGACUCUGUUCCUCCCACUCACACUCGGCCACUGCAAGGACUUCCUUUUCUCAUCAAGCGUUUAAAACCAAAGCUAGAGGCAGCAUGGCCAAUGCCAGGGCAGCCAUCUCUAUAACUUGGAGCGACCAUCAUCUUGGACAUCAAUACUACUGAGUUAAUCUCAAUACACUUGACAGUAUCGUGACCCAAGGAGUUUUCCAAAGAUCAGAUAUGUGUGCAUUCUGUACGUAAGGCACAUAUGCCUAGAAUACAGUCCACAUUAGUCUGCAGUCCUUUAGAGAGAAACAUCACAAGAGCUGUUUCAGGUCACACCCUCCGCAUGAAUCUGUCAUGCACCAGAUAAGUGGUGAUGUCCUAGGGUGAGGAUUCCCAACCUUUGGCCAUGUCCAACAUCAUCUGGAGACCCAAGGUUAGGAAUCCCGGUGCUAGAGUGUAAGAUCCCUGAGUUGGGUGUGUCUUGAGUGACAAGGAGAAUCUUGGUGCUUGGCUUAUUGUGAUCAGAAGUCUAGGUUCAUAUUCUAGGUUUGUUUGGGGUUUUUUGUUGUUGUUGUUUUGCUAGAUCAUUCUCUCUUUAUGGUGAGAGACUGGAUCAGGGUUUUAAGGCAGUAUUUGAAUGUGUGCAAUUAUUGGGAAUUUCCUUAUUACCUCUUUAUAGCCAUGGGUGCUAUCUCAGGAGGUGCUGAUAGCACAUAAUCUUGGUUUUGUAGCAAACUGGAUUCCAGUAUAGGCAGUAGAUGCAGUUCUCUUUGUUGCAGCAACUCUGGAUGUGCAUUUCAGUUCUUAAUGCCUGCCUGCCCCUUUCGAUGCAAAAGUUUUGAAUUAACAAGGUUUUCAGAUUUGUUCAUCAAAGAAAUUGUCAAUAUAAAAUGGCCGUAGAGUACAUUCCAGGGCUUGCUAGCCAAAUUAAAUCUUUAAGAUCCUUUUUCAGUGCUUGAGUUUAUAAUCUCGAAACUGUCUUUAGACCUUAUUGAAAAAGUCCACUUGAACUGAUUUCUCCAUGUUUUUGUGUUUUUUAAAAAGGUCAUGUAUAACUUGUUGCUGAAAUGUUGGCACUAUUAUCCAUGCUGGGGAACACAGCUUUUAUGUACGAGAAGGCUCUCCUAAGCAGAGAGAUUCAACAGAGAGGAAGACAUGGGCUUUUCAAGUCAUUUCUUGCCCCGUCCCAUUUUCUACCCCUUUCUCAGCCCUAUGACUGGCAACUUAAAUCCAUGGCAAUUCAUAGAGUUGUCUUUCCAUGUUGUUGCAGGUUGAUUGUGUCAUGUGGUGCCUAUUUUUUAUUAAUGCUCAGGUGCAUCAUGAGAUCACCUUUCAUCACUGCCCUACUACCCCAAUUCUGGAUGAGAUUGGAUGCUACCUUAGUGGCCCAUGUGAUUAGAAAGGGAAUAUGCCAAGAGCGGGACAUCUUCUGCAGACAUUCCAAUGCCCUCCCAGUUCAUCCCUUUACCACGCUGGGGUGGGCUGUUCAUUAUAAAGGGACAUGCCGGAAGGGCAUCAAGAUACCUGGGAACUUGUCCUGCAGGGCACACUGCCGUUUGAUGGUGUGGCCAUUUAGAUGAAUGUCCUACCCCCCCCCCCCACAUGAUAAAGGGAUGUCCACAGCAGUGUUCCCUGUAACAGGGAUUCCCAGAUGCUGUUGUCUACAACUCCCAGGAUCUCCAGCUGCAGCGACCUUUGGCUGGGAAUUGUGGGAGUUAUAGUCAACAACAUUUGAGAACGGCUGUUACAGGGACCACUGGUCCACAGGCAUCACAAAGUCCGCAAGAAGACGUCUCGAUGGGUGCACUCUUGGCAUGUCCCCUUUCUAAUCAUGUGGACUAGUAAAAAAUGUCGGAACAGUCCAUAUGGGAUUUUUUUCCCAGGACUUGCAGGAGAAAAUGCUGUGACAUGUCAUGUUCUCAAGAGAGAAGCAAGGGAUCUCAUGUAUGGUUGCUCUCUGCAACACAUAACACUGUGAAUCAUUGUGUGCUGAUUCCUUGUGUAUAUCUAAAUCGGGCUGAAUUGGGAGAAUCUUUUCUUCCACAGCCUUUGUGGGGAUGCAGGUAAUUGUGAAACAUGAGGCAGGGUGAGGGCCAUUGAACAUUCAUUAGUUCCCCAUUCUCUUGAGACAGACGGCACCAAUCCUGCAACACUUGUGCCCUAUUGUGAUGCAAACCUGGAUAUGAUGUUGUGCAUAGACAAUCUGAAACACACUGGGAGAUUACUUGUAGGAGGCAAGAGGGCAAGGUCUGUCUCUCUCUGCCACCCUUGCCUCCCUCUGAUAUUUUUUUUUUUUCUACUUGUGACUUGGAAUGUAGCUGGUUCAAAUUACUGCUGUACUUUUGUAGCAAGAAUGGGAAGAGGGUGGGAGGGAGCGAAGGGGUCCUUACCAAACUGGCCAGGGGGUAAACACUUGUUUUUAAAGUGGCAACAUGAAGGCUCCUUGGAAUACAUAUGGGAGAGGGAAGAGCCUACAGUUAUUUUGCACUCGCUCUGUUGGGAUUGAAAUGCAUGCCUCUUAGCUAGUGUUGACUUUUCUUUUUCAGUGAAUGAUUUUCUUUUGAUAAAAGAAUUGCUUCUUGGAAACAACAAAAAUUCCUUUAUUUGUAUAAGGAACUCGGUUGUAUUUUAAUAAAGAAAAAAAUUAAGAGAAA